Bursaphelenchus xylophilus (pine wood nematode) is the source of this 1441-nucleotide messenger RNA. Lineage: Eukaryota; Metazoa; Nematoda; Chromadorea; Rhabditida; Aphelenchoididae. The record is from the annotation of a GenBank genome assembly.
AUGGGGAUCUUGAUGGAUGAAUCGGAAUUACCAUCGGAGAAAUUUAUGGCCUUUUACAAAAGAUUCGAGUACCUGGCGUAUUCGAUUACUGUGGUCGUUGUGGUGGGAACAAUGUGGAUAAUGAUUAUAUGUAGGUUGCAAAAAUCCUUUAUGUGCGAAUUGUCAUUAUACCAGUUUUUACAUAUAUAAUGACAUUACUUUAGCGUCGCCAAAGAGCCUCUCCAAAUACCGUUGGUUUCUGAUCAAUGAGUUGGCAUGGUAAGGCAUAAAAGUAUACAUGUGUAAUGAACACAUAUGUAAACUAUUUUCAGGUCCUUGAGUUUCGAUACCUUUGCUGCCUUGAUUGGUGGCGUUGUUCUUUAUCCAAUUCCAUGCUAUUACGGAGAGAACAUUGCUAGCUAUUUGCCGAGUGAAUAUGUUCAAGUGUAUGUGAUGUGUGGAAUAGCUUCAAUUGUCUGCAAAUUGACCGCCAUUGCCUUUCAGUUUGAACAUCGAUACUCCCAAUGCCUUUUAGGAACCUCAACGUACAAAGCAUUCUGUUUGAAUCUGACAGGAAAAUCGGAGCUGACCAUCCGUGUCAUCGUUUCCUUGGUGCUGGCGAUUUCUGCAGUGGUAGGUUUUGGAAGUAAUUGAGUUUUAUUGGAAAUGCGUUUUGAGAAAAAUAGCGAAGACUCUAUUUGCUAACAGCUUAACUUGUAAAACGCUUCGUUGAAAUUGGGCGCUACUUUGCGUAUUCCCUCGUCUUCAAAGGUCGCUUUUGCGAAACGCGAAAAUUUUUUUUUGAAAUUGACACGUGACCUUGGUUGAACUUGUAUGCAAAAUUUACGACACAUCUGAGCCUUGCACUAAGGGCACCUCCCUUCGAAAACUCCUCUGAUUUUAGACGCCAUUCCUCCUUCUCAACCCCGACCAAGACGAAGCCAAGAGCCGGCUUUCUGCGAUGGACCCAGUUAUGGCCAAGGUCUUCCAAGAACAUCCCAAUGCAGCGUGUUUCGCUUACGGCACGUCGGCCAGGAAAGCCUUGAUUUCCGAGGUCUUUCUUCUGGUUGGUUAUAUGGCCUUCAGUUUGAUCGUCAUCUUCGCCAUGUACGAUUUAAUCAAACGGAGCUCUUUUUCCCCACACACAUAUCGCUUGCAAUUAAUGUUGUUUAAAUCCUUGGUUGCUCAGACUUCGGUAUUCAUGGUGUUCUUGCUGGGCCCGGUCCUUGUGUUUGUCGUCUUGCCCAUUGCGGGGUUUAGGAAUCUGCCUAGAUAUACAAUGUAUGGGUUUUUAUUGCUGCUUGUUCAUACUCCUUUGGAUUGCUUCAUGAUUCUUUACUUUAUCAAACCAUAUCGAGUUAUUGUGUUGAGGAAUUUGUCGAUUAUACGUCUUCCAAAAUCUUCAAGUUUUACUGCCAGCGUCUCUAAUAACGCGGUUAAACCUCAUCCGACUCCGUCUUGA